Messenger RNA from Tetranychus urticae (two-spotted spider mite), 3234 nucleotides. Its product is annotated as cholinesterase. The record is from RefSeq and is a predicted model, not a curated record. NCBI's taxonomy places the organism in Eukaryota, Metazoa, Arthropoda, Arachnida, Trombidiformes, Tetranychidae.
CUUUACCUGAAUGUUUUUUAUCUUUCCUUCAUCACCAAGGAGAAGAGACUUUGGGAAGCAAAAACAUUACAAUUAAUUGUUGACUUUGCUUAUUUCAACUAUCUUUGCAAGUGUCUCUACUGUUAACUAGAUUAAUUAGUUAAUUGAUUUGUUUCUUCUUGUUUUAAUUUAAAUGAAUUUAACAACCUUUAAAUUUGUAAUAGUAAAGCGACCACUUUACAGAUCCGAGACGACCUAAUGUCAUCUUCAUCGGAUACUAAGUCAACCAGUUUAAUCUACCAUCAUCAACAAAUUAAACCUCAUAAUCAUCAUUAUCGUUUGCCUUUACCAUGGCUAUAGCAUCUUUAUUUAUUUUAGGUCUCCUUGGAUUGCAUUACCAUGGAGCAUUAUCAGCUACCUCCGAUAGCACAUCUAGUCAAUGGAAUCGUCCCAUUUAUGGUACAUCUCCAUAUGAUGCUUCAAGUUAUCCUGGAUCUCAGUAUUACCAGCAAGAAAAUCAACAUUCAAAGCCUAUUUCCGGAAGACUAUUAGAAGGUGUAUAUGGUCAUUCAGAUCGUCGAUGUAAACAGGCAUUAGAAAAUAAAAGACCACAAGAACUGAUCACUGUCGAAACGAAAUACGGAUCUUAUGCAGGCAGAAUUUCGUACCUUUGUGAUGCUCCAGGUUUACCAGUUUGGUCUAGACCAGGAUCACCUUCAAAUAGAUUGAUUAGUUGGCAAUAUGAAGUUGCCGUAUUUUUGGGAAUACCUUAUGCUCGACCGCCAUUAACAGAGCAUGGACUGCGUUUCAAGUCUCCACAGCCACCAUCAUAUAAAGGAUCUUGGAGUGCAGAUAGAUUCCGUCCGUCUUGUCCUCAGCCAUCUCAAUAUACAGGAGCUGACAAAAUGAUUUACGAAGUUAAUGAAGAUUGUCUCUAUUUAAAUAUUUACACACCAAAGGCUUCAGAGAACAAGGAAAAACCUAGUCCAGUUAUGAUCUACAUUCAUGAUGGUAAUUUUAUACACGGAUCCGGGAAUCGAUUCCCUGGUCAUAUGCUUGCUGCUUCGCAAGAUGUUGUAGUAGUCACUUUUAAUUAUCGUUUAGGAAUAUUAGGAUUUUUUGCCACUGCCGAUGAAUCAUCUCCAGGAAAUUACGGUAUAUUGGAUCAAAUUCAACUUAUACAUUGGGUUCGUGAGAAUAUACGUAAAUUUGGCGGUGAUCCUGAAAUGAUUACUCUUUUUGGUCCUGGUGCUGGUGCUGCUAGUGCUGGUAUCCUGGCAAUAUCACCUCUUAGUCGAAAGUAUAUCAAGCGAGUUAUUGCUCAAAGUGGUUCCGCAGUUGCUCCUUGGGCAUCUAUUAAUGAACCAAUUAUGAUAAGAAACAUGUCAAUUGUGGUUGGAGCUGCUUAUGGAUGUAGCACACCUUUGACACGUAACCUUGUUGAAUGUCUUAAAAGUCGUAGCUCAUCUGACAUUCCGAUUGCUGCUGUUGCCAAUCAAGUUGGAUGGUUACCCUUUGCCCCGGUGCCAGACAUGACAACACGACCUUUAGGAACAGAGGUAUUACCCGAUACGCCUGAGGUUAUUUUACAGAAAGGAUUUCCUGUUGAUGAUAUCCAUUUAGAUGGUUACCUGACAGGAGUAACAAGAGAUGAAGGAUCAGCAAUGGUAUACAGUGAUGAAGAAAUAAAGCUCAAUGACUAUCAAGUUACACUUGAAACUUUGGAAGAAAAAAUUGAAAAGUAUUUAAAAAUAUACAACGCAACACUAAAUCCAGAGGCUUUUAAAUCAGCUCUUCGCUUCAUGUACACUCCACCCGUAGAUCCAACAAACGGAACACAAAUUCGACAAGGACUCAUUGACAUGUAUACAGAUUCAUGGAAUGUAGCUGGAGUUGAUAAAAUGAUGAAAUUGAUGGUAAAAAAUAAGAUUAAAACAUACAUGUAUGUUUUAAAUUACACCAUUGAAAGUUUGCAUUGGCCAAGGUGGAUGGGAGUUCCUCAUGAUACGGAAUAUUUUUUAAUUUCUGGAGCUCCCUUUAUGGAUGACCAGUUUUACCCUAAAAUGUAUCAUCUAGACAGAGUAAAAUGGAAAGAAGAUGAUCGUAACAUGAGUACAUUCUUCAUGAAGGCUUGGGCUGACUUUGCUCGUCACGGUGAUCCCACUCCAGUUGCUUUGUUUAACAAUAUCCUCUGGAAACCAGUUGAUCCUGCCACACUUCAAUACCUAUCUGUAAACACAACCAAUUAUACUAGUAUAAUGCAUCGAGACUAUAAGCAAAGAGAAGCCAAAUUUUGGAAUGAAUAUAUACCCGAAUUAGUAGGGCAACCAAAACCCAUUUGGCCUCCACUCUAUCAGCCAAUAGAGGGCGAAUUGAGAAUGUACAGGGCUUCUUUAUGGGCUAUCGUGGCCAUUCUAGUGAUCCUCACAUUCAUAUCAGCUCUGUGUUCAUGCCUCUAUUGUAAAGCCAAAAGAGAUCGAGUCGGCAAUGCUGCUCUUGAUUACAAUUUUCCCGAUAUAACUGCCAUUGGAACACAAUACAGUGCUCCAUCCACCCGAGCCAAUUCAGAGAUAUCAUUAUCCAGUCGCACUAGAGCAGAUUAUGCACAAACUCAUAAACUCAUGCCAAGUGGUAAAGACAAAUACAAGCCAAUCGACAAAGCAUUCCGUCCCAAGACUCACAGGGAUAGACAAACUCGAGUUUGACUAAAUGCCUAUUAAACUGUUUGUCACAAUGACCAUUCCAUUUUCAGUGUUCAAAACCUUUCCUUAACAAAAUAAGGAAAGGGGCUCUCUUAAAGUCUAUUCAGAUACCUCACUCAUUCAAUAUUCAAGUUGAUUUGAAUAUUAUCAAGUUAUAUCAUUGAAUAAUAUAACUAUCGACAAACAUAUAAUUAAUGUGGUACUCUUAAUGUCUAUCUAUUUUAGAGAACUCCAAUCAUGACUGAUGUCAAAUGAACGUCGCCAGUGUUGAAUGUUUUUUGUUUUUUUUGUUUGAUUAUUUUUAUUUCAGCGCAUCUGGCAGUAUUUAAUUCACAAGGCCAAAGGUUAUCAAAGAUAAACUCACACAUAUUUACACAUUAACUACACAUAAGUACGCUUUUUGGUAUCACCACGCAUCAAUUAUAUGUGCCUUUACAGUACAAUCAUGUUCAAUUGAUCUUUUUUUCAUGUAAAGUAUUCAUUUCUUUGUGAAUCACCAAAUCAAAAACUAUAUACUUGAUCAUUUUGAUUAAUAAAACACUGUUUUCAUUAA